Chironomus riparius is the source of this 768-nucleotide messenger RNA. Lineage: Eukaryota; Metazoa; Arthropoda; Insecta; Diptera; Chironomidae. The record is from the annotation of a GenBank genome assembly.
CCCAUCAAAUUUUGCUCAACGAGUUUUAAGCAAAAUCUAAUUCAAGAUGAGAGGCAAUCGUAUGAUUCCAAAUGCACAUUUCCACAAGUGGUGGCAACGAUUUGUAAGAACUUGGUUUAAUCAACCAGCUAGAAAGCACCGUCGUCGUCAGAAUCGUAUUACAAAGGCUAAAGCUGCUUUCCCAAGACCUGCAAAGGGACCUCUACGCCCAAUCGUCAGAUGCCCAUCAAUUCGUUACCACACAAAGCAACGUAUAGGUCGUGGGUUCACAUUGGCUGAAUUGAAGGCUGCUGGACUUACAGCUGGAUUCGCAAGAACAGUUGGAAUUUCAGUCGAUCAUCGUCGUCGCAACAAGUCCGUUGAAUCGAGACAGGAAAAUGUUCAGCGUCUUAAGGAAUACCAGAACAAGCUUAUCCUCUUCCCAGUUCAUGAAAAUAAGAAGAAUUUGAAAUUGCGCAAGGGUGAAGCUAGCGAGGAAGAACGCAAAUUGGCAACACAAUUAACUGGACCAAUUAUGCCAAUUGUUAAGACGAAACCUUCAAUUGAAUUCCGUUCAAUCACAGAAGACGAAAAGAAAUUCUCUGCCUUCAAUGCAAUCCAUUGUGCACGUAUUGCUGCUCGUACUGCUGGUAAACGCGCUAAGGCUGCUAAGGAUGCCGCUGAAGCUUCAGAAAACACACCAGGAGCAAAGAAGUAAUGAUAAAUGAAUCAUUUUUGUUAAGAACGAAUUACAAAAAGCUGGAAAUAAAAAACAUCCUCUAAAAAUUU